AUGCCACCAUCUUCACAUGUGCAUUUGAAUAGUGACAUACAAGCUCGAUUAAUGGCAUUCCAACAGAAAAGAACGAAAUUAGGAUCCGAAGCUAACAAUUCAGCAACUGCAUUAUCCCCUUCCUUAUCAGGAUCGACCAAUUCAUCCAGUAUAAACAACCUGGGAAAUUGUUCUCGAGAUGAAUUACUGAGAAUACUGCCGCUUGAAAAACCACUUCCUCCAUUACCUGAAAGUGCCCCACCUGAUUAUGUUAAACGAUCAUUAUCAACUAAUGACAAAUACGCCCGGGCUGCUGCUUAUGGUAUCAACGAAAAUGCAAAUGACAUCAUAAAGUCUGCUGCCAGCUUAUCUGGCUCCACAUCAAGCCCAACGCUCCCUACAUACUCCAUACCGACAAGAGGAAAUUCAGUAAGUGCAAGAUUGCCUGCGUUGGCAAGUCCUAAGAAUGUACCUACCCUGAUUGAUCUUAAAAAGAAACCAUCAUUGUCGCAGAGAAGAGGCAUGAAAUUAAAUGUGGGUGAUUUAGCUAUAGGUAACACUGCUAAAUCACCAUCCCCAAGAUUAUUAAGUCCUCCCAUAACAUUAAGUGAGAAUAAAACUGAGGAAAGCAAGCUGGGAGGGGAAUAUAUCGCACAAGCACCAAUUGCAUCACAAUUAGGUACUCCCGGUGAAUUAUCAAGAAGAUUAUCCGAACGGAAAAAGAAACCUCAUUUCAAAUUGAAUCUCGAUGGUACCAAUUCUGAUAUAGCUUCCUUGUCUCGCAGUAGUAGCUUAAACAGAUCUAACCCAACCACCAGCUCAUCCGAGGGACCAACACCAGAAUCCGAAAAGAAUAACAACAACCAGGGAGAAUCACAACAAUUGCAUGGAUUAUUUGCCAAUUAUUCCAAAUAUGUAGAUAUCAAAUCGGGACAAUUGAAUUUUGCUGGUAAAGCAUCAUUGCAUUCCGAAGGGGUUGAUUUCCUGAGUGGGUCUUCCUUCAGAAUUUCCAUUGAUGAAUUGGAAUAUAUUGGUGAAUUAGGAAGAGGUAAUUAUGGAUCGGUCCUGAAAGUGCUUCAUAGACCAACUGGUGUAUUGAUGGCUAUGAAAGAGGUUCGCCUUGAAUUGGAUGAAACUAAAUUUACUCAGAUUCUAAUGGAGUUGGAUAUUUUGCAUAAGUGUAAUUCUCCAUAUAUUGUUGAUUUCUAUGGAGCGUUCUUUGUCGAAGGGGCUGUAUACAUGUGUAUUGAAUACAUGGAUGGGGGUUCACUUGACAAGAUAUUUGGAAAUAACAUUGGAGUCAAGGAUGAGUGUACAUUGGCAUAUAUUACAGAAUCUGUCGUUAGAGGAUUAAAGGAAUUAAAAGAUAAACAUAAUAUUAUCCAUCGUGAUGUUAAACCUACAAAUAUAUUGGUAAAUUCGCAAGGUAAUGUCAAACUUUGUGAUUUUGGAGUAUCGGGGAAUUUAGUGGCAUCCUUGGCUAAAACCAAUAUUGGUUGUCAAUCAUAUAUGGCUCCAGAAAGAAUCAGAACAUUAAGGCCCGAUGAUGCCACUUAUUCUGUACAGUCGGAUGUUUGGUCACUUGGAUUAACCAUUCUUGAGUUGGCAGUUGGCCAUUACCCAUACCCUGCUGAAACAUACGGAAACAUUUUCUCACAAUUAAGUGCCAUUGUUGACGGAGAACCACCAAGUCUAGACCCGGAAAUUUACUCCUCAAAAGCACGAGCUUUUGUUAAAGCGUGCCUUCAGAAGAAACCUGAGUUACGUCCUUCAUAUGCAGAAUUAGUUGAACAUCCCUGGUUACAGGAAUAUAGAGGCAAAGAUCCACAUCUUGAUGCAACAGUCAAAAACCGGUUAACAGAGAUUGAAGCUGAAAAUACUCAGCGUAAUUCUAACAAGGUCAAUAGCAUGAAAGUGGCUAAUAUUCCUAUGCAAAACAUUGAGAAUGUUCAAUCAUUAUUAAGAAAUAAAGUCAAGGCACCGGCAUUGCAUAGAGGAGGAUUACAAAGCAUAAAUAGAAGUUUCUUAAAUCAUGACAAGUCAUGA
Spathaspora passalidarum NRRL Y-27907 is the source of this 2025-nucleotide messenger RNA. RefSeq names its product mitogen-activated protein kinase kinase (gene PBS2). NCBI's taxonomy places the organism in Eukaryota, Fungi, Ascomycota, Pichiomycetes, Serinales, Debaryomycetaceae. Bases 1 to 2025 code for a protein of 674 amino acids. Gene Ontology annotation, molecular function: MAP kinase kinase activity; ATP binding. The record is from RefSeq and is a predicted model, not a curated record. Gene Ontology annotation, biological process: cellular hyperosmotic response; protein phosphorylation; MAPK cascade. The transcript has a single exon.